AGACAGUCAAACUUAACUUGAACUACAACGUGCAUCCCCAUCUCUCUGCUUCUGACCACUCUUCCUGUCUCUCUACACUGGAGGUGAAUUUUGAUCGGAUUUGAGUUUUUUUGAAUCUGUGCGAAAAUGCCGGCGUUGUACGGAGGAAAGCUCACAACUUUCGAGGAUGAUGAGAAGGAGAGCGAGUAUGGCUACGUUCGCUAGGUAUCAUCCCGUUUGUGGCUGAUGGUAUAUGGCUGGUGCUGCUAUGUAUGAGUUAGUUAGUGUUGGUAAUGAUAAUUUGAUUGGAGAAAUCAUCCGUCUUGAAGGAGAUUCCGCCAACAUCCAAGUAUACGAGGAGACAGCUGGAUUGACGGUUAAUGAUCCUGUUCUUCCAACACACAAGCCUCUUUCUGUGGAGCUUGGACCAGGAAUAUUGGGAUUUCGGUUGGAUUUCGAAUCUUGCUAGACAUGAAGUUCAUGACUUCUAUGUUUUGUUAUAACAUUACAAUCUGCAGAUACUAUGAUAGUCAAACAUAACUUUUGGGUGCAGACCGUCUUCGAGAACACUUUGAUGACACACCGCGUUGCCCUUCCUCCUGAUGCCAUGGGGAAGAUCACUUACCUUGCUCCUGCUGGUCAAUACUCCCUUAAGGAUACAGUGCUAGAGCUUGAAUUCCAGGGGGUUAAGAAGUCAUACACCAUGCUUCAGCGUGUCCUUGAUGCUAUUUUCCCUUCGGUUCUUGGUGGAACUUGUGCUAUUCCUGGUGCUUUUGGCUGUGAUAAAACCGUUAUCAGUCAGGCAUUUUCCAAGAUAAUCUUGCGGUUCUUCUCGUCGGAUGUCAGUCUUGAUUUGUUGCCUUUGUUGUCUGCCUUCCUAAUGAUGCAUCAGAGAAGGGUAUCCAGACCAGCCAGGAGUACAGAUUUUUAUUCUAUUUCAGCUGACUUCCCUGAAUUCAGUAACAAGGACAAAACUCUAGUAUUCCUCCUAUUCUCAGUCAAGCACGAGCAAAAGCUUGACUGUGGUGGUGGCUACAUGAAGCUGCUCAUUGGUCAUGUUGACCAGAAGAAGUUUGGUGGAGACACCCCCAUCCAUACAUCUUCAUGAUGUUUGCUCACGAUAUCUGUGGCUAUCCUUACCCAACCACCUGACCAAGAAAGAUGUUCCAUGUGAAACUGACCAGCUCACCCAUGCGUACACGUUCAUCCUCCACCCCCCAACCUCGAGUACAUGGAAGCCUAAGGUUUGUCUUUCUAGCUGUCAAAAACUCCAAUGAGACAAACUUGGUAAAUUACUACUCUCUGCAUGAUAUAUGUGUGGGUUUGUGGUUUUUAAGCCUUUCAGCUAAUUCUGUCCGUUAUUGUUUGAUUGUUACUGGUAUAUAAGUGGGGUUCCUAAACCCAGAGCUCUAUAUCUUCCCGAAGCUGAAGUAUGUUGGAAUCGCAUUGUGGCAGGUGAAAUCAGGAUCAUUGUUUGACAAUGUCCUGAUCUGCGAUGACCCAAAUUGCGCCAAGAAGUUGGCAGAGGAAACAUGGGGCAAGAAAGCUCAAGCAUGCAGAGAAAGCAGCUUUUCAUGAGGCUGAAAAGAAGAAACCAAUAGUAAUCUAGUUUGGUAGGAAUCUGUAGCAGUCAAAGCCAAACAAUAUGUAUUUUUUUUCUUGGUAAAGUUUCAAGGUUUAGGAGAAGACUAGCUGCAACUUCUUCUUUUAUCUUUUUUGGACCAUCAUACCCUAAAUAUAUAGAUGUAAGUAUUGAGCAAAUAAGAUGCCAAAUUGUAUCA
Brassica rapa (field mustard) is the source of this 1760-nucleotide messenger RNA. RefSeq names its product V-type proton ATPase catalytic subunit A. Gene Ontology annotation, biological process: ATP metabolic process; proton transmembrane transport. Gene Ontology annotation, cellular component: plant-type vacuole. Gene Ontology annotation, molecular function: proton-transporting ATPase activity, rotational mechanism; calcium ion binding. NCBI's taxonomy places the organism in Eukaryota, Viridiplantae, Streptophyta, Magnoliopsida, Brassicales, Brassicaceae. The record is from RefSeq and is a predicted model, not a curated record.